Molecule: messenger RNA, 1859 nt
Organism: Notechis scutatus (mainland tiger snake)
Lineage: Eukaryota; Metazoa; Chordata; Lepidosauria; Squamata; Elapidae
Source: RefSeq, a predicted model, not a curated record
CUUGCUCACCAUGGUGGCACUGCCAGGUUUUCUCCUGCUCCUAUGGAUUGUAAAAGGAGUUGUGCCCUCACAUCCUCAGGGGAAGCCAACUUGGCCAACCUACAAGGUGCCCGUCGUUCUACCCCAAUUAACCAUCCCUUUGGACAAACCCCACUUUGGCUCAGAAGCCCAGCUGGAAGUGGUCUCCCCGUGUGGCCCAUCUUGCCACAAACGUUUCCCGCCCCCCACGUAUGAAGAAGUGAAAGAUUAUUUGUCCUACGAGACGUUGUACUCCAAUGGAUCCCGCACCGAGACUGAGGUGGGCAUCUACAUUGUUAGCAGGACCAACACAGGGGGACAGAGCCGAUCGCGGACAAAGAGACAAAUCUACGGCUACGACACCAGGUUUAGUAUUUUUGGCAAGGACUUCUUGCUGAACUACCCGUUUUCUACUUCCGUGAAGUUGUCCACGGGAUGCACCGGAACGUUAGUGGCUGAAAAACACGUCUUGACGGCUGCUCAUUGCAUCCAUGAUGGGAAGAGUUACGUCAAGGGAGCCAAGAAGCUACGGGUUGGGUUCCUGAGACCCAAGCCGAAAGAUGGCGUCAAAAGGACCAAUCACAGUAGUGCCCUUGAGCCCGAGAAAAUGAAGUUCCAGUGGAUUCGGGUGAAACGGACACAUGUUCCUAAAGGAUGGAUCAAAGGGAAUGCCAACGACAUUGGCAUGGAUUAUGACUAUGCCCUGCUGGAGCUGAAGAAACCCCAUAAGCGAAAGUUCAUGAAGAUUGGAGUGAGCCCAACAGCACGUCAGCUGCCCAAAGGAAGGAUUCAUUUCUCGGGCUAUGACAAUGAUCGGCCUGGAAACUUGGUUUACCGCUUCUGUGAUGUCAAAGAUGAAACGUACGAUCUCUUGUAUCAGCAGUGCGACGCCCAGCCAGGGGCCAGCGGUUCCGGAGUCUACGUGAGGAUGUGGAAGAGACAGAAUCACAAAUGGGAGCGUAAAAUUAUAGGGAUAUUCUCAGGGCACCAGUGGGUGGACACCAAUGGAUCCUCCCAGGAGUACAACGUGGCCGUUCGCAUCACUCCCCUCAAAUACGCACAGAUUUGUUUCUGGAUCACGGGGAACUACCAACAGUGUAGAGAUGGAUAGAACCAAUCGAGGUCCUAGAGAGGCUUCAGCGGCUUGCUGGGGAGGGGUAGGGAAAGGGAGAGGCAUGGUGGAAAGCAUACGCCUAACAGCUCUGUGGGCACAGUUCUGUUUUUAGAAAUGCCAGGGUGCAAGGAGUUGACCGGGAGUAUAACCAGAUUAGUGUUUGGCAAUAAGGCACAGUGUCCGCGCCAUGACACAGAUCCUGGACUUUUCCUUAGUUUUCGCCUUAGGAUAAGCAAUAGCGGAGGUAAAAGGGAUGGGGCUGAAGCAAAGUAUCUGCAUCCCCCUUUUUGCACCCUCUUUUAGGAUGGGCCAUUGUUCAUCAACGGGGAUAUUGAUUGGCUGACUCUUCCAUCAUUCUGUAGUGCAGGAUUGGCUAGCUCUGAUAGGAAGGCAACUAGAGAGAGACACGGGCAUCCGUUUUUAAAUCCAGUGAUGCCAAAAUAGCAAAUAGAGGAUUGUGACAUCACAAUGCAAGCUCUGCACUUCUGGAUGUGUGUUGUAUCAUCAGUUAUUAGUAUAUAAGGAGACUAUUAAUUUACUUUGGGAUGUCAUGAUACACUUUUCACCAUUCCCUUUUCCUAUGUGGUUAGAGAUUUUCCACAGUGGUGCUUCUCCUUCUCUUCCUCCUCCUCCUCCUCCUCUUCCUCUUCCUCCUUCUCCUCCUCUUCCAUUCUUCAAUUCCCAAUAAGAACCAACAAGACGUAGAAAUGGGAUGCCAAAAGUUCUU